Messenger RNA from Populus nigra (black poplar), 1065 nucleotides. Its product is annotated as embryo-specific protein ATS3B-like. Gene Ontology annotation, molecular function: protein binding. The transcript has 3 exons. Lineage: Eukaryota; Viridiplantae; Streptophyta; Magnoliopsida; Malpighiales; Salicaceae. The record is from RefSeq and is a predicted model, not a curated record. Bases 158 to 724 code for a protein of 188 amino acids.
ACAAAGCUUGUCGAUGUUGUCAAAUAGAAAGACACCUACUUUCCGUUUUGUCUUUUAUGUCAAUACCUACAAAACUCUAUAGAUAAAUUCUAGCCUGUGUUCUCUCUUUUGACCCCACGUCUCUCCCCCUCUCCCUCUGAGCGCUUUCUUAGCCAAAAUGAGAAACUCCCAUCAUUCUCUCCUCUCUUACUUUGCCUUCUUUUUGGUUCUUGGCCUGUCACAAGCUGAUCAAUCAAUAAUCAGCCACCUCCAGCCUCAACCGCUUGAGUCUUUCAAUCUCAGUUUAGUCCAGAAUGCAGGGAGCUGUUACUACACGGUGCUUAUCACAACAAGCUGUUCCUCUCCAAGAUAUACUCGUGAUCAGAUCGGUAUUUCUUUUGGUGAUGCUUAUGGCAAUCAGAUUUAUACACCAAGGUUGGAUGAUCCAUCAACAGGAACAUUUGAACGGUGUUCCUCCGAUACAUUUCAGAUAUCUGGACCAUGUGCAUAUCAGAUAUGUUAUGUCUAUCUCUACAGAAGUGGACGAGAUGGUUGGAAGCCUGACACUGUGCAGAUUUCUGGUUAUUAUUCGAGGACUGUUACCUUUACUUACAAUACCUUCAUCCCCAGAGAUGUUUGGUAUGGCUUUAAUUUGUGCCAGAAUGCCUCUUCUGCGCUUCAGCAACAAAUUCCAAAAUGGUUUAUGUUCGUGAUUCUUGCAGUUCUUGCUAGUUUCAUAUUCUAAUACAAGACGAGUUACAAGCAGCACAUUGGUAGUUGCUGGGACUUUUGCUAGCAACCUAUUCUCACCAGCAUGCUGCAGAAGACUGGCAAAAUAUUAGCACUUUGAAAUGUUGUAAACCAUUUCAAUAGUUCUAAUAUGGUGUGAAGUUGUAAUUAACUGGUUACUAUCAUUAUAAGUGGAUUCCCAUUGGUUUGAGAACAAUAGCCAGUGUAGAUUGGACCAUAAGCAAAACUCUUUGAAAACCAUCUUGUGACUGUGUAGCUGUUAGAUUGUGUUUUUAACCCAUUGUUGUCUGUAUGGGUGCUUAUGAAUCACAUAAUAAUAAUAAUACAGUUGAGCCA